Cladocopium goreaui is the source of this 1206-nucleotide messenger RNA. Lineage: Eukaryota; Dinophyceae; Suessiales; Symbiodiniaceae. The record is from the annotation of a GenBank genome assembly.
AUGAAGGGAUCACGAACGUUGACCCACUACCAAUCGCGUUGCUGUCUGAUUGCUGUUUCCCUCGUGGCCGUGUUGGCGGCCUCGAUCGUUUCAUAUCCAGCACAAGCCGAGGAGUCGGGCAUGAAGGGUAAGCUCCGUGUUUACAUUGGCAGCUACACCCGAGGGCAAAGCGAAGGCAUCUAUGUCAGCGAACUCGACCUUGAGUCGGGGCAACUCUCCGCACCCCGCCUGGCCGCCGAAGCGGUCAACCCUUCGUUCGUGGCCAUCCAUCCCGAUGGUGCCCAUCUGUAUGCGGUCGGUGAGAUCGACGACUUCGAAGGGAAGAAGACCGGCGGUGUAAGCGCGUUUGAAAUCGUUGACGACGGAACACUCAAACUCAUCAAUCAGCAAUCGUCCGGCGGUGGCGGUCCAUGUCACCUCAUCGUUGACAACUCGGGCCAAUGCGUGUUGGUGGCCAACUACGGUGGGGGCAGUGUGGCCUGCCUACCGAUCACGAAAGACGGCAGCUUGAAAGAGGCCUCCACUUUCAUUCAGCAUGAAGGUUCCAGCGUGAACCCCCAGCGGCAAGCCGGCCCGCAUGCUCACUCGAUUAAUGUCGACGCCGCCAAUCGUAUCGCGGUGGCCGCCGACUUGGGGCUCGACAAGGUGAUGAUCUACCGCCUCGACCCCGAGGCCGGCAAGCUGGUGCCCAACGAUCCGCCUUCGGUUUCCGUUCCGCCCGGCGGCGGGCCGCGCCACUUCGUGUUUCACCCCAAUGGCAAGUUCGCCUACACCAACAACGAGAUGACCUCCACCGUUACGGCGAUGGAGUACGACGCCGACAAUGGGGAACUCUCCCCGAUCCAAACCACCUCGACCCUGCCGGCCAGCUACAAGGAAGAAGGCAACAGCACGGCCGAGGUCCGCGUGCACCCCAACGGGCGUUUCCUUUACGUUUCAAACCGGGGCCACAACAGCAUCGCCAUCUUCGCCAUCGACCCCUCCACGGGCAAACUCUCCCCCGUGGGACAUGAGUCGACGCGGGGCGCAAUCCCUCGCAACUUCAAUCUCGAUCCCAGCGGGCGUUACCUUUUGGCCGCCAAUCAGAACACCGAUAACGUGGUCGUGUUCCGCGUCGACGCCAACACCGGCAAGCUCGAAGCGACCGGCUCCGAGAUCGAAGUCGGCAACCCGGUCUGCAUUCGCUUCCUGGAGAUCGACGAGUAA